AUGUCCGACACGCAACCAACAACACGCAGAACCCGAUUUGUUUGCAUCUCGGAUACUCAUAAUGCCUGUCCUGGUGGAGCCUUUAACCUACCCAAGGGAGAUGUUCUUAUAUGUGCUGGCGAUAUGACCAACCAAGGUUCCUUGUCGGAACUGAAAAAGACAGUUGACUGGCUGGAAGAAGCAGACUUUGAGGAGAAAAUCAUUGUUGCUGGCAACCACGACAUAACUCUAGAUUCCAAAUUCUAUGCCCAGUAUGGUUCACACUUUCACAAUCAAAAUCCACAGGACCCGAGACAAUGUCAAAGGCUUCUGGAGCAGUCUCCAUCAAUUACAUGGCUAAAGCACGCAGCCGCUGUGGUCAAGCUCACUACCGGUCCACAUACGACAUUCAAGAUAUUUGGUUCUCCAUACUCUCCUGUAGACGGCAUGUGGGCUUUUGGAUACAACGCCGAUGAAGCAAAGUACAUUUGGGAUCCGAUACCUCUCGAUACGGAUAUAAUUCUUACGCAUACUCCGCCAAAGUACCAUUGCGAUCAGAGGACACACGCGAAGGCAGUGGGAUGUGACACCUUACGCGAAGCUUUAUGGAAAGUUCGGCCAAGACUGGCAAUAUGUGGUCAUGUCCAUGAAGGGCGAGGUGCUGAGCGUGUUCACUGGGGGCCUAUAGACGAAGACAAAGUCGAACGAUGGGAAGACCCGGGCCGAAACAACAAGAAGAUCUCACUAGUUGAUCUGACAGCUAAAAGGCGAAAUCCGCUCGAGAAUGACGGUAAGUUAGAACGAAAAGAAACGUGCAUUGUCAAUGCAGCAAUCGUAGCUUCAAGCUAUCCUCACACUGGCGGAAGAAAGUUCAACAAACCAAUUGUGGUCGACCUUGAUUUGCCAGUGUGGGAGGAGGAGUGA
Molecule: messenger RNA, 903 nt
Organism: Cadophora gregata
Lineage: Eukaryota; Fungi; Ascomycota; Leotiomycetes; Helotiales; Ploettnerulaceae
Exons: 2
Coding region: 1-903 (300 amino acids)
Molecular function (GO): hydrolase activity
Source: RefSeq, a predicted model, not a curated record